This is a messenger RNA of Lodderomyces oxycetoniae, 402 nucleotides long. RefSeq names its product histone H2AZ (gene HTA3). Gene Ontology annotation, biological process: heterochromatin formation. Gene Ontology annotation, molecular function: structural constituent of chromatin; protein heterodimerization activity; DNA binding. Gene Ontology annotation, cellular component: chromatin; nucleosome. The record is from RefSeq and is a predicted model, not a curated record. Lineage: Eukaryota; Fungi; Ascomycota; Pichiomycetes; Serinales; Debaryomycetaceae. The transcript has a single exon. The coding region runs from base 1 to 402 and encodes 133 amino acids.
AUGUCAGGAAAAGGAAAAGUACAUGGGGGUAAGGGUAAGUCCUCGGAGAUAGCCAAGUCAUCGACAUCGCAUUCUGCGAGAGCAGGCUUACAAUUCCCCGUAGGAAGAGUCAAGAGAUAUUUAAAAAAGAGUGCUCAGAACAAGAUUAGAGUUGGAUCUAAAGCAGCAAUUUAUUUGACUGCAGUAUUGGAAUAUUUGACAGCAGAGGUAUUGGAAUUAGCAGGAAAUGCAGCCAAGGACUUGAAAGUAAAGAGAAUAACUCCGAGACAUUUGCAAUUGGCUAUUCGAGGAGACGAGGAGUUGGAUAAUUUGAUCAAGGCUACUAUUGCAUAUGGUGGUGUUUUGCCACAUAUUAACAAGGCCUUGUUGUUGAAGGUUGAAAAGAAGAAAAAUCAGAAAUAG